AUGGUGGGUGCCAUGCAGUUCUUUGUUUCGGUGACUUUGCUGGGGAUGAGGACGCUGGCUGUGGAGAAGCUCACUUUUAAGGAAGCGCUGCAACAGCCGUUCGAAGGCUACUGCGCAGAGGCUCCUGACGCACAGCGAUCCGGUUUCCCAGAGCCACCGCCUGUCCACCUGCUGCGGGAAUCAAAUCUUCAGCUUCGUGGGGUGCAAUUGGUAUUCCGUCAUGGUGCUCGAGAUUUGUCAUCUGACAAGCCAUGUUUCAAGCCACUGCGGCGGGCCUUCAAGAACUGCUCAGUACAGACCCUAGUCUCCUUUACGGGCUUGGCACCCUCUGAUCCAGAGCCGCUGGUCCGUGAGGUUCUUGAUGCAUUUCCUCUGAGAGAAGCUUGCUUUAGAUUGGAAUCAAGGGAGAGCCAUGACAGAUGGGCCUUUAGGUACUGUGUGCAACGAAGCUACGGUCGUGGAUGGGAGGGGAAGGCUGAUCACCUUCCUGUACCUGCAUUUGUGAGCAUUGUCAUUAUCUUCCCUCGCGAAGGUCUUCAGGCUGUUGCAGGUUGCGUCGAAGCGGAUUUGCCUGGCUCUGGCUACACCUCGGGCCUCGAAGGGUGUGGUCUGGGAGUGCUUCUGGAUGAUGCCAUUCCGCAGACCAAGGCUCUUGCAACAGAGCUUCGCAGGCAAUAUUUUCACCGCUUUUCAGAGCCUCCAAGCAUGAACACUACACGGCUCUACUCCACAGGGAAGCUACGCACAGAGGCCACACUCUUUCUGAUGCAUCGUGAGCUCUUUGGCGAUGUUCCCGGUGCACGCCUCUUUUCCCGACCGGUGUCUAGCGAUCCCUGGGACAUGAAUCAACAUUGUCCUCGAGCAGGGCAUGCACGCCAUGCGAGGCACUACAAGACCAGUCAAGCCCUGAUCGAGAAACGCUUUCCAGCUUUUGCCAAACAAUGGAGGCUCGCUGCAGGGACUGACUUCCAGGCAGGCUUCCAUGACUGCUUGUUGGUGGCCAAAUGCUCAAAGCAGUUGGAACUGCCAGAGAAAUUGGAACCCGAGAGCUCCCUUUUCACAGAGGCUUUACGCGUGUCCCUGCUGCUAUUCCAAGAGCAUUACAUGCAUGAUCCUGAAGCCCUUCACUUGCUGGCAGCCCCUGCUCUUGUAGAACUUGAAGACUUCAUUCUGCGGCAAGCAGGAAAUUCAAUGCCCUUGGCACUCUGGGCAACCCAUGACGCAACAAUUUUGGUCCUGCUGGCAGCCUUAGGGCUCUGGAAUGGGCAAUGGCCACCUUAUACAGACACACUGUUGAUAGAAGUGUAUGUGAAGACAGGUGAGAUCCCUAUGGAACCUGCCGCAUUCUUCCGCUUUUUGCACCAUGGACAUCCAGUGACCUUCCCCUGGUGUGAAACUUACUUUCCGGAACUGCCCGGGCUUUGCGAUGUGAAGUCGUUCCUCCCGCCCUGGAUUGCUCCCUUCCGUGACCUGCGCCGCCUGCGGGAUGCCUGUUACACCAGGGUCGAGCGCGGCACAGAAGCCUCGGUAGAGCUUCAAGAGCUUGGUGGGAGUGCCGGCAACAUUGCGGUGAAGGUGCUCUUUGGUGCCUUCUUGCUCUUGCUGGGCUACUCCUGGAGGGAGAUCUCCGAGCUCACACUCCGGACUCGCAAGCUGGCUUCAGCUCGGACUGUGAACCUUUCUGAAUGUGGAUUAACCGCUGCAGUGUUGCCUGAGCUGUGCAAUGCCUUGCCCAAAUCCUUGCAAGAGGUUCAGCUAAGUGGAAAUCUUCUGGGGCCUCAAGCGCUGGACACCUUGGUGCCUUGGCUUGGUGGCCUGGACUUGCUGCAUCGCCUUGCACUGGGCGGGUGUGCCCUUGGCGCCAGUGCCAGUCGUUUGGCGCUCUUCCUUCAGAGGUCGUUGCCACCACUGAGAGUGGUGAACCUGCGGCGGAACGAGAUCCCUUCAGCUGCUUGUGGGCUGCUGACGGAUGCGGCUGUGGAGAGUGCUACUCUGCAGGAGUUCUCGUUGGCAGCGAAUGAGGCAACGCCCGAAAUGCUCCGGAGGUUGGAGAAGGCUUUGGCAAAGAAGAUGUUCAUUGCCAGCGUCAGCUCUGAUGGUUUGCUGUGCGACUUGAGAAACCGGAGCUUCACGACUGCGGGCAUCCAGAGCAUCACGGAGCUCCGGGAGUUCUCCUCUUUGCGCUCUCUGGAUUUGUGUGGCAACGCUUUGACAGAUGAGGCCGCAGAGGUCCUCCUCUCUGGUUUGGGGGCCAGCAUUGAAGAGGUGCUCUUGAGCAUCGACUCACCAGGAGCCCGACGCCUCCGUGGCCGCGCUGCCUGGGGUGCCCUGUGUGGUGCUUGGGAGCGGUGUCCGGCCACCACAGCAAAAGCAGCCGGACAUCGAGGUCUGGGAGAUGAGGGAACUAUGGAGUUGGCCAGCUUGAUGGAAAGGAAGAGUCGUUUGAUGGCCAGUCCUCUCCAGUGGUCUUCUCUCGGACUGCAGCACAAUGCAAUCUGCUCCAGUGGUGCAGUGGCUUUCGCCGGCGCUUUGCCUCAUUGCCCGCAACUGCGUGAGCUGCUGCUCUACAGCAACUGCAUAGGCCCAGAAGGAGCUGCUGCUAUUUGCCAUGCUUUGCCAGCCUCCUUGACUGCCCUUGACCUGGGCAGCAACCACCUGCAGAAUGCAGGGGCCAAAGAGGCCGCCAGAGGCCUUGCGGGACACCCGCAGCUUCGCGAGCUGCACUUGGACUACAAUGAACUUGACGAUGAUUGUGGUGACGCAUUGAUGUCCGCAGUGAAGGAGAUGCCGCGGCUGCGAAGCCUUUGGCUCCAAGGGAACCAGCUUUGCACUAAGAAGCUGCUCCAGGUCUUGGAGGAACGCCCACCCUUGGAAGCGGAGGAAGAGCCGGAGGCUCAAACUCCAAUCAUCAACGCGCCCUUGCUGCCACUUGAAAGUUUGAAGAGUGAGAACUUCGCCGAGCGCUGUGCACACUUGGCCUUUGAGCGCUACUUUGCUUCAUGCGGAGCACACGCCUUGAGCGCACGUGGCCAGGUGGUUUUGGCCGCUAUCCUCGCUUAUGAUCUGACAAACGAUGCAAACCUUUGGAUCGUAUCAUUGGGUGUGGGCACCAAGUUCAUGCCUGCAGAUGCUGUGAGGGCCGACGUACGCCACGAGCGAGUCCGAGACUCCCACGCAGAGGUUUUGGCAAGACGUGGCUUGAAACGUUACUUAUUCAAGGAGGUGCAUUCGCUUCUCCUUGGCGAUGCUUCACAAGCAAAGCUUCUCAAGGCGGUCGACACCGUCGGCAGCGCCGUCCCCUUCAAGAUGCGGGAGGGAGUUACACUCCACCUUUACGUCAGCACCGCGCCCUGCGGCUGGGCCAGCAUUCGGGCACGGGCGGAGGCUGAAGACCACGGACCUAGAAAGGUGCCAUUCUUGGUGAAGGGCUCUGGGGAUGCUCAGGCUCCUGCUGGGUGUGUGGGCGCUUUGACCAUGGGCGAGGCAGUCUCUUUAAGCUGCAGCGAUAAGGUUGCUCGAUGGCAGCUCCAAGGCAUUGAGGGACUCCUUUUGAGUUCCUUGGUCCGAGGCCCACUGCGACUGAGUACGAUCACAAUCGGCCGCAAGUUUGACUACACAAGCUGUGUGCUUGCUUUUGGAUGGACUCCUCAACCUCCGACCAUCUUGCAGUCUAGCCUAAGCUUCGAGGCAGCGCUGGCAACGGCCAGAGGCUCUUUGGCAACAGACUUUGAGAAGGGAGAUGGAGAUGAGAGCUACGUUUGGAGCGUUGGUGAUGCCCAAGCAUCUAUGCAUGAUGGCAGGACUGGCGCAGCUUUGGACUGUAGAGGAGCCUCCCGGCAAGCUGCACCUCAAGUCGCCGGUGCAAGUUUGCUGGCGCUCUACAAAGCAUUGCCCAUGCCUUCGAGAGAGGAGAAGGACAUGGCUUCUCCCUACAAGGAAGUCAAGAACCAAGUGGCCCAGAAGCUGGGCACAACGCUGGAGAGGCGGCGCCUUGCACUGCUUGAUGCCUUCCAGAGCAGGUUGGGGUCUUUGGGCUUUGCGGAUCUUUUCACGUUGAUGGCAAGACCCAUGUGGCAGGUGUGCACCUGA
Messenger RNA from Durusdinium trenchii, 4089 nucleotides. The record is from the annotation of a GenBank genome assembly. Lineage: Eukaryota; Dinophyceae; Suessiales; Symbiodiniaceae.